CGAGAAAAUGCAGUGCUUCAUGAAAAUUCCAUCUACUUGAGUUAUAUAUUUCCAUUAAAAUUAAAUGUUGAUGUGUAUCGGUAACUGGUACAAAUGAUGAUGAUUAAAUAUGCAUUUAAAGAAUUGGUGCCGAUGGCAAGAUAUUUAUAUUGGGCAAAGUAUGCAGUGUGUAUAAGCAGACCGUUGAGUUCUUUCUUUAAUGAAACCAUUCUCUGAUUGGAUGCACAAUAAAAAAAAUACUUUUUUUGGCAGUAAACCGUUUCUCCCCAUGAUAAAUUUGAGUAUGUGCCUUAGCUAUGUAGCAAAAUAGUGCUAAAGCUAAGUAAAUGCUUGCUACGAAUGUCCACCAAGAAACAAAACCAUUCUUUAUUAUGAAGAGCAUACUUUGAAAGAAACUGGUUUUAUAUGGCCCUACUUUUUACUUGCAUAACCAAAAAGUGGCGAGGAUUUGCUUGAAUUCUUUUACAGGGAGGAUAAUAAUAUAGAAAUUAAGCCAAGGCAGGCUUCUUUUGCUCAUAACAAUAUUAUUCUUCCUGCAGAAACUGCUGAUUCCUCAAUUGGUUUCAUACUUUUAAAAUAUUCGCACAAAAACUGCGUAUUCUGCGUACUAAAAUAAUUUUACUCUAAUUUGGAUCCACGCGACGCCAAUAUCGGAUUUUUUUCCACUUUGAGAAAUAAUUCAAUCCGAAAAUUCAAUUAUGUUAUUCUACUUUUGGUGCUUUGUAACUGCUGUUGGGUUCUACUUUUUCUUCAGCAUACUUUGGCGAAUUACGAGGGACUCCUUAGUUCGACCUGCCUAACACCACUAAUAAUUUAGGAGUAUGGAAAAUCAUUGUAAACUUAAGUAGAUAUUUAUCAUCGCAAAAAUAAACAAAAAUUUCAAGCAACACUGACAAGUCCAGUAAUGUUUUGAGACAGUUUUACCAUGUAUUUUCGUCAUACUCUAAUAUUGCCAUGAAUGAAUGAUGCAUGUUUCACGUUUCAUUAUGAGAAUGACGACAUUUCCGACUAGUAAAUUAUUGUGAUUCGCCAAACAUAACAAUCCAUGUGUGAUUCAUUAUGAGUUGUCACUUGUCGAAAAUCAGCAUUACAGCUCUCGAGCAAAUCUACUUUGCCAGACGAACUUUGCCAAACGCCCACUCGAUUUAAUAAACUGUGCCAUGAUUGCAAUCUGCCUAUUAUCAAGCCGUCGUUCGAUUACAAAUAUAUUACUACCACCCCAUAUAAAAAACGAUGUUGCCAUCCAAGACCAAUUUAAUAUUGAUAACGUAUACCAAAUCUCGUUAUCACAUUUAUCACACAGAACGCUUAUCAUUUUAUUUAGUACGAACAAGAAUCCAGAAAAAAUGACGCCAUGCAAAAUAUUUGAUUACUCACUUACCAAUAAUAGCAGCGUCAUGUCAUUUUGUGCAAACAUUAUACCAUUCACCUUGCACCUUAAAUUGUGUGUGUGUGUACACAAUACCUAUUAAUAUUGGUCUGGUCUGGUGCCUUAUGAAUGUGUGCAUGAUAAGGGAAACGAGGGUGAGAGGAUAAUGGAACAGAAAAGUAGUAGUAUAUGUGAAGUUGUACAUAGUACUGAUAACCACCUUGGGUUAAAAGUCUCGUCUUUAUUGUUAGUUAGUUUAACCAGCACCAGCACCACCACCAAUUUGUUUGAGAUAGACGGGUUGUCACAAGACCUCAUUUAUUUUAGCAAACAGUUUGUAGUUUCUUUUUAAAAAAUUGUGCAUUACACUUAAACUGUACACCUUAAAAAGGAGAAAUAUUGGAUUUUGCCGACACGACAGGACACGCAGCAUGCAAUUACGUAACAAAUGGCAGUGCUAUUUUUAGGUGACAUAACUCAAAGGUGCCAUUUCCACUAUAGAGAAGGGUUAAAAGUAGAAUCAUUUCACUUUUCCUGAGUGACAAUUAAGAAAAAAAGAGCUGAGUUGUUAAACCGUUUUGUUUACACUCAAUAAAUAAAUCUCAGCACAUGUCGAAUUUUAGCAUCGUCACUAUCUUCCCUAAUUGACUUUGCACUUGUUGUAUGUAACCACACCUGCGUUCUCCUCAGGUUUACCUUUUUGUCACUCGAAGAGAAUAAUGUAUAGCAAAAUCCUCAUGGGCAAUUGUCAAGUGUGAUCAUGAGACGAGACGAACAAAUAUUUAGGACCCCCCAUUACUUUUUUUAGCAAAGUUGAGACGACUCAUUAAUUGAAAGAAGGUUGUUUAUUUUUGUCUUCAAAAGUCAUGUCAUUCCUUAUCUCUGACACAAUUUAAAUAAGAGAUAGCGACCUGUAAGGAAAGACAACACAAUUAAGAACACUCCUUAGUCAGGCAUUCUUUAAUUGUUCUGUAUUGAUUGUCCCUCACUAUAUACAUACACGUGAAGUUUUUUGUACACCAUGUGCAUUUUCGUCGUCUGGUUCUAAAUAGCAAAGAAAGUUACGAAAUGAAAGAUUGCCUGUAGAUUGCAUGAGUUGAUUUUUUACAAUUAUAUUGUCCUUGCUGGAGUCUUAUUGCUGGCUAGUCUGCUGUACAUACAUCGUUUUACCAUCUUAUUUAUAAGUCUGCAACAACAUGCCAGCAUAUUCUGGACAUGACCGAGUUCCAUUGCUUGACCAGAAUCCAGACGAAAUAGAGAAGGGGAAAUUUUGGCAAGAAAUUGAUGGUGACAUGGACGGAAAUGCGAAUCGGGUUUAUGACGGGGAUAUGAAGAAAGUUUACAAUGGACACCUUCCAGAGACGCGAGUUCAGCUUUUUCCAGAACCACUUUCACAACACCCGUCAACCUCCUCUGGCUCCUCGUCACUUACGACAAGUAAAGCUAAACAAUUUCCGAAAGAGAGGAGAAAAGCAGUGAUAGCAUUUUUCCUCAUGGCUUUUGGUUUCAUAUGCAACUCCAUCUCAAUCGUAUUGACCCAUCAGAAAGUUCCUGAUAGAAAUUUACAUCCUCCACUGCCUGACAUAAGUUUGGACAAUAUUACGAAACAUCGGUGGCUAAAUGAUGUUGCAGACAUUCUCGUCAUUCUUUUGUUGUUAUCUUCAAUAUGUUUGAUAGUGUUGCAUCGUCACAGAUGGAUCCUUGGUAGGAGAGUUUUUAUAAUUUUGAGCAUUCUCUACGGAAUGAGAUCCGUCACUAUGUACGCCACUGUGCUACCUCUUGCAAAUGACCAUGUCUAUUGCUCUCCGAAGAUUAAUACGACGUCAACGUUUGGUCAAACUGUGUUAAUUAUAACUCAAGAAGUCCUUAAGCUUAUUGCCGCUGGUGGUUUACCCAUUACUGGAAAGAAGACACUUUGCGGUGACUAUAUUUUUUCCGGUCACACGAUUAUUCUUAUGAUGGGAUAUCUUCUCGUCAACGAAUACAUGCCAAAAACGAAAAGACUAACGCCUCUCCAUUGGAUUUCAUGGGUUACUGCGUGGGUGGGGAUGAUUUGCUUAUUGGUGUCUCAUGGACAUUACACGGUGGACGUGUUGAUUGCCUAUUUUGCAACGACACGCCUGUUUUGGAUGUAUCACACAUUCUCAAAUAAUGCCGAGUUACAGAGGAGAUCGAGUUCUAAUUCACUAUCUGAGGUUUGGUGGUUUCCACUAUUUAAGUAUUUCGAAGGAAGUGUUAAAGGCCAAGUUCCUAAGGAAUAUGCAAUUCCAAGAAUCAAAGGAAGACGAAGAACUGCGUGUAACAAUCGAAAAGCAUUUCUCGAAUAGUCUAGCUUAUGUACAUUUACGAUAUUUUCGUAUUAUUCUAUGUGAUAUUAUUUAAAUCAAUUACUGACAUUAAAAUUAUAUUUGUUUUUAUGUACA
This is a messenger RNA of Folsomia candida, 3792 nucleotides long. RefSeq names its product dihydropteridine reductase (gene Dhpr). Gene Ontology annotation, molecular function: ceramide cholinephosphotransferase activity; NADH binding; sphingomyelin synthase activity. Gene Ontology annotation, biological process: L-phenylalanine catabolic process; ceramide biosynthetic process; sphingomyelin biosynthetic process. Lineage: Eukaryota; Metazoa; Arthropoda; Collembola; Entomobryomorpha; Isotomidae. The transcript is spliced from 8 exons. The record is from RefSeq and is a predicted model, not a curated record. The coding region runs from base 2566 to 3696 and encodes 376 amino acids. Gene Ontology annotation, cellular component: endoplasmic reticulum membrane; Golgi membrane; cytoplasm.